Messenger RNA from Boeremia exigua, 1182 nucleotides. Its product is annotated as Alpha/Beta hydrolase protein. Gene Ontology annotation, biological process: lipid metabolic process. The record is from RefSeq and is a predicted model, not a curated record. The coding region runs from base 1 to 1182 and encodes 393 amino acids. Lineage: Eukaryota; Fungi; Ascomycota; Dothideomycetes; Pleosporales; Didymellaceae. The transcript is spliced from 2 exons.
AUGGCCACCGUUUUUGGCCUCAUAUUGCACUGUCUUGUGGUACUCGCCGCCGCCGCUGGCAGCUAUGGCGAUGCGACGCAGCAGCCACUCGUGCACCCUGGCAACGACACGCUCGUCUCGCAGAAGCUCUUCUGGGAGCUGGAGGAGCUUGCGCGCAUAGUCGACAUCGCCUACUGUGUUGGCACCGCCGGUCUGGGCAUCCAGCAGCCCUUCGAGUGCGCCAGCCGCUGCUCAGACCGCGACUUCGAGAGUUUUGAGCUCGUAACAGCAUGGAACACAGGGCCCUUCCUCUCCGACUCGUGUGGAUACAUCGCCCUGGCGCACAGUCCUAAGAACCCACGACUCAUCCUCGCCUUUCGCGGAACCUAUUCCAUCGCCAACACCAUCGCAGACCUCUCGACCAUCCCUCAAGAAUAUGUGUCCUAUCCCGGCGAUGACGAUGACGGGUCAACCUCUGAUUUCCUUGCGCCCCAUGUGCAGUCGUCCCCACCUUCCCAAGGAGAUCCACCGCCUGCAGACCCGCCCAAGUGCACCAACUGCACCGUGCACACGGGCUUCUACACCUCCUGGCUAAACACACGCAAGGUCGUUCUUCCACAUGUUUCUGAGGCUCUGGCGAAAUACCCCAAUUACCAGCUGGUUCUCGUUGGGCAUUCUCUAGGCGGCGCGGUCGCGACCUUGGCUGGUCUGGACUUCAAGGCGCGUGGCUGGAACCCUCGCGUGACCACUUUUGGCGAGCCGCGACUUGGAAACAAGAACCUGAAUACCUACAUUGACGACCGUUUCAACGUCACAGACAACCACGAGGCCAACACCUUCCACCGCGUCACCCAUGCCGGCGAUCCUGUACCCUUGCUGCCCCUGGAAGAGUGGGGCUACUCCAUGCACAGCGAAGAAGUCUUCAUCUCCGAGCCAAGCCUGCCGUUUUCCAUAGCCCACGUCCACCACUGCGAAGGCGACGAAGACCCGCACUGCAUCGAGGGCAGUGACGAGGACCGCCCUGCCUGGGGCGUACCCACGCGCUUCAAGUUCUGGCAGUUGUUCUUUGCGCACAGAGACUACUUCUGGCGUCUUGGCCUGUGUCUUCCUGGCGGAAAUCCGACGGACUGGUACAAGAAGUUCCCGAAGCAUAGUACCGGUGAUGGCGAUGAUGAGAGUACACAGGAACCUAACGAACUGUAA